UGAUUACAGCAUGUUGCCGCUGUGGCCGUUCCACACGUGCCCCUAUUGCUGAACUUCGAAAAUGGAAUCAGGCUUUGGAGAUAGCAGAUCAUCAUUUACUGUAAAUGGGGAUUUUUUUGCGUUAUUAUCUGUUGAUGGUCGACUAAGAAUUUGGGAUACAUCAUCAGGAAAGCUCGUACAAGAGUUUUCUCCAGCCUUACAUGUUGAAUCGUCGUGUACCUGCCUUUGUUGGACGCGUGGCAUUUCUGAUAAAAAUAAGAAGGAACCGCGAAGAAAAAAACGCAAAGUUGUGAAAACCGAAACCAAUGACAGUAUUUCACACACACCUUACCCAUCACUCUUGCUUGGGACAAAAAGUGGAACAUUGCGUAGUUAUGACCCUGUGGCUGGAGACAUUGGAGAAAAAUUUGAUGAUGGUCAUGUGAAAUCAGUAAAUAAUGUGCUAUAUCACAAAGAUGCAGAUACAUUGUAUUCGUGCUCUGAUGAUAAAUAUAUUAUAGAGUGGUCAUAUGACAGUCAUGAAGCAAUAAGCAAAUGGAAAGCAGACAAGGUGUCAGUUAAAAGAAUUUGUUUGGGACCAAGUGGCACAACUUUGUUAUCUGCUGGACAGUCAAUAAAAUUGUGGAACCUAGAAACCAAAGAGUUACUACAGAGAUUUCAUGGACAUACCUCUCCAGUCUCCUUACUACAAUUUUCUCCAUUCCAAAUGUCAAGAAAUAAGUCUGACACUUAUGAUGAUGGUUAUUACUUUUUAAGUGGAUCUACAGAGGACAGUAUAAUAAAUGCAUGGCAUAUUAAUAUAAAAAAUCCAGAAAAGACUGCUAUAGCAAGCUACAUGCUAUCUGAUGUACCUUCCUUUAUGGAUUCCUUAUUAAUCACUACUGAUAAUCAACCUUUAAAAUUGUGUGUUGGAUGUAGAGAUGGCAGGAUACAUUUUUUCUCAAACACCAUGAAUGGGAAAACCAAAAGGCCUUUAGAAAGUUCUAAGACAUUGGAUUUGCUCCAAAGAGAAGGAGAAAGGUCAAAUACAACUGCAGUACCAUUUCUCAAGGCCAGGCUAUAUGAUGAAAAUGGAAUGGUCCUAUUGUUGGUGUCAGGCACAAGUCUAAAACCAAUGUUCAAAAGAUUUGUCUAUUCAAAAUUAGAAGAGACAACAAGAAUCAUCCAAGAGCUCACACAAAAUAUGCUCUUAAAAGAUAUUAUCAGUGACAGCGACAAUGCUGUUGAGAUAGCUGAUCAGAAAGCUAAAACAAAAGUUAUUGGGAACACAAACUUUACUCCAAUUCCACUAAAGAACAGGGCACGGCCAACACUGGAUUUAAAUGAUAAUGAGCAGGACCGAAGUAACACCACCUCUGAAGAAAAUAUUGUCUCAAUGGAAGAGAGACUAAAGGUUGCCGGUCAUGGUGAUAUGUUGGUUCCAAAAAUCAAACCAUCAAAAUCAAUUCCGAAUGCAUCAUCUUUCGCUCAAAUGUUAGUGCAAGGUCUACACAGUGGCGAUAAUACAUUAAUUAACGAAAUUUUAUUUAAAUCAUGUAAGGACAAUAUUUUACGAAACACGGUUAAAAGAAUUCCAAACAACCUUGUUGGUCUUCUUCUUUCAGAGGUUGUUGAUAAACUGCAACGAAAUCCAGCAAGGUCAAAGGUCUUAUCAUCCUGGUUAAGAGUAAUAAUGGCGGUCCAUUUGACAUACCUAAUGACAAAUGAAAAUCUCAGUGGCACAUUGGGAAGCUUGUACAAUAUUCUCAAAAUGCAACAAGACAUUCACCCACAGCUUAUCAAUUUAAAUGGGAAAAUUGAUUUGUUGCUUUCACAUGCAAGCAGCAGCAAACGAAUAUCAAGCGAAGACGAUGAAAGUACAAAUCCUACUGUCGUUUUUAAUGAUAAUUCCGACGACGAGACUGAAGAAUUAUUCGGGAAGCUGAUUGAAUCAGAAGAAGAGAUAGAAGUGGACGAGGAAGAAAAUUCACCAGACGAAGACGAAGAGGAAUCUGACGAUACGAAUGACGAUGAAAUCGAUGACAAUGAAAAUGAACAAAGUGAAAACGAAAGUGAUCGAUAUUAAAACGCAUUUUUUUAUUGUUUAUAGUACCAACUAAGGUAUUAGUUAAUGCAACGCUUAUAAAUUUUAUAUAAAUUUCGAAAACUCCGUAAUUUAGUGGAAUUGGAUUUUACGUCAAUUUAAAAAUCUGCAAAAUUUUAUUGUUUCUGUUUUUUCGCGAUAUAACUUGGCAGGUGUCUUCUAUGUAAAGGGAAUUGACACGAACUUUUAACAUUACCUUACUUUCACAGUUUUUAAUCAAUCUGCCACGAAUCUGUGAGAUUUAUCAAGAUCGCCAGUAACAUAGCUUUCUUGUGUUAGAUAACAGUCGCUGAACAUACUGAGCCAUAGGCGUGAUAUUUAAGGUUCUCUGAAUCAUCCAUAUUUGAUCCGUCUUUGUCUGUCUGGGCCGAGUGGUUGCUAGGAACAGCACCAGGCGAAUUUUUGUAGCGUUAUCCACGGGCUAAGACUACUAAGGUGUAUGAAUAUUAGAAUGAAAUUCAGAUGCAAUCAGUCACAGUGUUUUUGGUAACAGCCCUUUUCAACAAGUCAGUGUUAUGAAUUUUUAAUGAAAGAAAUAUUUUUAUCAGGAGAUUUAUAAUUGUAUAUGUGAAAGUAAAUGUGUGAAAGAGUGGUUUCUACAAA
Molecule: messenger RNA, 2686 nt
Organism: Hydractinia symbiolongicarpus
Lineage: Eukaryota; Metazoa; Cnidaria; Hydrozoa; Anthoathecata; Hydractiniidae
Product: WD repeat-containing protein 43-like
Exons: 17
Coding region: 62-2065 (667 amino acids)
Biological process (GO): maturation of SSU-rRNA from tricistronic rRNA transcript (SSU-rRNA, 5.8S rRNA, LSU-rRNA)
Cellular component (GO): nucleolus
Molecular function (GO): protein binding
Source: RefSeq, a predicted model, not a curated record